Messenger RNA from Papilio machaon (common yellow swallowtail), 866 nucleotides. RefSeq lists its product as uncharacterized. Gene Ontology annotation, cellular component: elongator holoenzyme complex. Bases 90 to 833 code for a protein of 247 amino acids. Gene Ontology annotation, biological process: tRNA wobble uridine modification. The transcript is spliced from 2 exons. NCBI's taxonomy places the organism in Eukaryota, Metazoa, Arthropoda, Insecta, Lepidoptera, Papilionidae. The record is from RefSeq and is a predicted model, not a curated record.
UAAUUACAUAAUUUCUGUGUGUAAAAAUACGUUUUCAAGAAUACAAAUUCAAAAUAUUUAUACAAGAAAUACUGACUAAAUAAGUGAGCAUGGCCACAGACGUAAUUUCGGCGUUGGAACUGGAUAAGGAAAAUAUUCAAAGUAGGGUUAUAGUGGUUAAGGAAAUCAAUAACUGUAGUAGUUCUUUUAUAACCAGUAGUGUUUUAGGUCAUUUAAUAAAGAAGAAAAGUGCAGUUCUUAUUAUAUCUACUCAUAAUUCAAUAAAACACUAUCAGAAUGUUGGUUUGAAAAUGAAUUACAACCUAAACAGAUGUAUAGAUGAUGGUUUGGUACAGUUUUACAAUUUAGGUGAGGAAUAUGUGGACAAAAUGCUGGAAAAUGAUCAUAUAUCUCUGGAGCAUAUUUAUCAGAACAUCAAAGAUAAAGCUGAAUGUAUGAGGAACAAAUAUAAUGUAGUAAACAUUAUAUUUGAUGGUGUAUCACAUUUGUUAGAUAUGCAUUAUAAUCUGAAAGAAGUUAAUCUAAUUUGUUCAAAGGUUAUUGAAUUAAUUAGAGAGUAUAACUCAUUACUUAUAUGUCACUGUAAUGUAGCCAAUGAUCAUGAUUUGACUCAUGUUUUGGCUAAUUUUCUUUCACAUAAAGCAUUUAUGGUGGUUGAAGUUGAGAAUCUCGCAUCAGGAUGGAGUAGUGAUGUGUCAGGGCAUAUGACAAUAAAAUAUCCUGGCAAAAAGUUUGAUAAAGAACACAUGUAUUCAUUGGAUAUCAAACCGGCUCAAUAUUUAUUCAAAUUAUUUGAUAGAGGUGUGAAACUACUUGCACCUGGUACUGUAUAAUAUUUUGAAGGUGUUUAUUGACAUGUUGCUUAU